Messenger RNA from Caenorhabditis remanei, 909 nucleotides. RefSeq lists its product as uncharacterized. The transcript has 5 exons. Bases 1 to 909 code for a protein of 302 amino acids. The record is from RefSeq and is a predicted model, not a curated record. NCBI's taxonomy places the organism in Eukaryota, Metazoa, Nematoda, Chromadorea, Rhabditida, Rhabditidae.
AUGUCCUACUACAGUAACGCCGAGUUGCGUCAGCUGCAACGACUGCUUGCUGAGCAGGAAGCGAUGGCUAGGAAGAUAUUAUGGACCUCUGGGGGUUCCAUGGGACUCAUGGCUAUUUGUUUUCUGGUCUGUCUUCCGUUUUACUUCGCUGCUUUUAUAAGAAACCUUCAUGCGUAUGGAAAAACCCCAUUCCUCCCAUUGAUCACUUAUACCUACCGUACCAUUCGUUAUAACUACAUUGGAUUUUUUGUCAGUAUCAUUUUCACAGGGGUCAUUUUGGCGGCUUUAGAAGGAGCAGCCCGGAAUGUCUCCUUCCUCAUUGGUUUCACUUUUGCCAUUAUUUGGUUCACUGCAUCAUAUCAGCUUAUUAUCUCUAUUAUUUCCAUCCAUAGAUUCAUUAAUAGUCGACAGUCCGUAGAGCUCCGUGGCACCCUUUCACGCAAAAAUGUUAUGAUUUUGAUGAUGGUGAUCCUCUUUUACGUAAUUAUGAAGGAUAUCGCAAUGAUUUAUGGGAUAGGAUUUGCCGUUGUGGAGAAGAAAGUGGGAAUGGUAGAAAAUGUUACACUGUACUACUCGAUGGUUUCCAUCACCCACCAAAUGUUUCUAUUCAUCGCGAUGGCCUUCCAAUUUUCUAUCAAGGAACCUCCAACGUCUCACGCUGAAUAUGUCAUAGCAACCCACACAAAAUAUAUCGGAGCUAUCAAGCUUAUCGUCGGAACUGUCUGUUUUGCAUGCGUCCUUUUGAAAUAUGAGGAACUUGUGGCAACCUCCCUUUUCUUUGGAAUCGACUUCUUCCUGGUCCCCCUCGUCAUUGAGAUCACCGAGAUCAAAGCAAACCCCAAUAUCAUUGUCCCUGUUCCAAUUUGUAUUCCAACUAUUGAGAUUCAGAAAGUUCCAAUUAAAUAUUAA